Messenger RNA from Kwoniella shivajii, 2976 nucleotides. RefSeq lists its product as uncharacterized. The record is from RefSeq and is a predicted model, not a curated record. Lineage: Eukaryota; Fungi; Basidiomycota; Tremellomycetes; Tremellales; Cryptococcaceae. Gene Ontology annotation, molecular function: zinc ion binding; DNA binding; DNA-binding transcription factor activity, RNA polymerase II-specific. The transcript is spliced from 5 exons. Gene Ontology annotation, biological process: regulation of DNA-templated transcription; DNA-templated transcription. Bases 1 to 2976 code for a protein of 991 amino acids.
AUGACGUCCAUAUUAUCUUCGGAAACUCAUUUUCAACGACCUCAGCUUUUAUUACGACAUUCUUCCACCAAUUCUAUCAAGCCUAUCUCGACGGCGAAUACAACUCCGAUACCUUCGAGACCAAAUUCAGAUGGAGUAAAGGGUGAAGAAGAUGAACUUCAUGACGAUGUUUCUACCCCUCAACAAGAACUACCAAAUGGUUUGCUCCCAUCAUCAUGUUCUGCACCUAUGAAAGCAGCUCCUGUGACAGCUAUUGCAUCUGGAUCUGGACUUGGUACAGCAUCGACUCCCAGUCCCAGAGGUGGGAUUUACAGUAAUGGAAGUAGUAAAAGUAGAAAAAGUAGUUGCGAGGUUUGUCAUCAGAGGAAAAUCAAGUGCGAUCAACAACGACCUUCAUGCUCUUCCUGUGUUAGAAAGAAUCAUACAUGUCGAUACGCCGAAGAAGCAGAACCAAAUCAUCCUCUUUCAGUUCCUAGACUAAAUCAACAUCAAAGAGCGAUGAGUGUCACAAUAGUCAAUGCAACCGAUCCAACAAUCAAACAUACAAUAUCCGUUCCCGGAAAUGGAAAUUCAGCACCAUCAACGACAGCGACAUCAACAAUGACUACACCAUCACUGAAAGUAGGAUAUGGGCAAAAUCAUGUGAAUGCACCAGAAUGGAAAGUAGAGAACAGUCCCAGCAUAAACGGAAUCGGAGAAAAGAAGAAAGCAGCCGAAAGGAGAGAAAGAAUACUGAACGGAUUCGAUUCUGAAGAUGAAGAUGACAACGAAGCAGAUGGUAAAGGUAGCGUCAAAGGAAAGAAUAAAGAUAAGACAAUUGAUCUGGAUGGUGAAUUGGCCGCAUUGGCAGAUGACAAACAGGAAGAAGUGGAUGAAUUAGAAGAUGACGAUCAAGAUGGUAGUGUGGAAAGUGAAGAAAAGGAUAGGAAAAGGAACAUCAUCGUUGAUGAUGAUUUGUCUGGAGAACUUCUUGAACUUGCUUGUGCACCGCCGAAGAAGAAGAAGAAACCUAUUCCCUCUGCGUCAGCUUUCACUAGUACAGCACAACAUAAUUUCCCUCGACCUGCUGCCAAACCUUUGACGCAUCGACAGUCAGGCGGCCGCUCUUCUCUGCCUGCGGGUAUGAUGCCUCCUACUCCUGCGACCAGUGCUGCCGCUCAAUCUUCCAACGGUCGAACCGACAACGCACGUUACGACCCAUAUAGUACUCCAUUGCAGAAUCUCGCUAGCUCUCUACCAUCUCAAGAGAUGCAGCAGAUACUUUUCUCCACCUUCUUCAACGACCCAUUCCUCACCGAAGGUAUCUCUCUGCUUCAACCUCAAUACAUGGACAACUUGAAAGGCGUCCUCGAUAAGAAAGGUACACGAUAUCAGCUUGGAGAUGCAACCACUUUGGCGAAUACAUUCGCAUUUCUUGCCACUGCAUUGCGAAUGCUCCCCGAUGAGACUGGUAGGUUGUUAUUGGCGAGUCAAGUGUUCACCGGAAGUGCCCCAUUUCAAUUCCCUCGGUCACUAUCAAAAAUCAUAGCUUGUCAAGGUGCAUCUGCCAGCGAUGUCACCCCUCUCGAUCAACGAUAUCUUGAUUUAGCUCUUAUCGCAGCUCAAAUAGCUGAACAGCAAGAUCCACCCAGCGUCAUGUUAGUAAUGCUCAAACUUGUCUUGUACAGAUUCUGCAUGAUCGGGCACAGAAAGGACAAAAUUGUCCUCGCAGGUAUGUGGCUCGCUCAAGCUGUCAAGGUCGCUCAGGCUCUAGGAAUGGGCAAAGAAUGGGAAGGCUUGACUCAAGGGGAAAGGGAGUUGAGGAGAAGGGUGAUGUGGUCUCUAUAUGUCGCGGAUAGACAUCAUUCCUUCGAGACUUAUUUCCCUUACACAAUAAUGGAUGCCCACCAGGGUAUUCAUCUACCUUCCCCUAUGGCUGAAAGCGAUUUAUAUAAACUUCGACCUGAUAUUCGAGAAUUACCCGGACACGCUACUGAAGUAGCUCCAACAGCUUGUACAGCUUUGUUCAUACAUACACACCUUGCAAGACGUAUUACCCCUAUAUUGGAUUCAUUCGCUACCAUUUCAGCUGCGAAUACGCCACAUGAUCUUGUUUUAAGAUUCGAUGCUUCAUUGGAUGCUUUUCAAGAUGCGCUACCACCUUACUUCAGAUUGUUCCCAUUGACUGAAACUCGAUUCGAUUCAAGUCACCCAUAUCUUCCUGCUCAUAGAAUCCGACUCCAUGCUACCCUCUUAGCAUACAGGUUAGGGGUACACAGAACACAUUUAUCAACGUAUUUGAUGCCUUCGACAUCGAGCGCGAUAAGACAAGCUAUAGCUGAAGUCUGUCUAUCUUCAAUUAGAGUCCAACGUUCAGCUAAACUACUAGAUUCCAAAGUUUCAUUCAGACUAUUCAACCCAAUGACACUGUUUGAAAAUGCAUCUACCUUAGCUUUAAUCAUGUAUGUCGAAAAAGCCAUCAACACUUCGCCGUUAGAUGGAAAUCAAAACUCCUAUUAUGUAAGAGAAUCGUUGAUGUGGAGAAACGGUAUUGCGGAAGCUGCAGAAUUGUUGGAUAACGUAGUUGCAGGUGAAGGUCAAACAUACGCUAGGAAAUCCGUGGGUUUAUUAAGAGAACUCAUCCUGAGGAUAGAUACACCCUUGAAACCAACACCCAUGGAACGUGACAUCUCUAAUUCUCCUGGAACAAGGUCAAUCCCAUCAUUCGAAAAUGGAUUGCCCGCUCACCGAAACUCACCUUCAAUAAGGGAAAAGUCAUUUUCCACGUCACCUCUAUCUAACGAUAAACAUCAUGCACCGAGUCUUUCACCCAUCAAACCUCCUUCCACCUCUCAAGCUCAAAAUCAGGAAACUCCGUAUGUUCAGAACGUCAUCACCUGGUUAUAUGAUUUGAGAAAAGGAGGAAUCAAUUUGGAAAUUCUUUUAAAAGAACCAGAAUGGCACGGUGGCUGGGAAAGAAUCGUUGUCGGGAUGUAA